Molecule: messenger RNA, 3634 nt
Organism: Notolabrus celidotus (New Zealand spotty)
Lineage: Eukaryota; Metazoa; Chordata; Actinopteri; Labriformes; Labridae
Product: sarcalumenin-like
Exons: 8
Coding region: 1-2688 (895 amino acids)
Molecular function (GO): GTP binding
Source: RefSeq, a predicted model, not a curated record
AUGAAGUCUCUGCUGUGCGUGUGCGGCUUGCUGUGUCUGCUGGCUCUGACGGCUGCAGGCUCCUCCAUCCAUGAUGAAGAGCCUCUGGUGCAUCUGCAGCUCCAGCAGCCUGAAGGAGACCUCUUCUCCUGCGGCUGUGACUCAACAGAGGAGCACGCCACCCAGACCUCCUCCAAUGACACGCCGGCCCCAGAGAGGGCGAUGUGCCAGCCCUGCGCAAAACCUGCUCUAGAUACUGCAGAAGAGCCGGCUUCAUCUCCAGAGCCUGAAGAGGAGGAGGAAGAUGCAGCAUCUGCAGUGUUGGAUGCUUCAACGGUAGGGGUAACAAGUGAUGAAGAAGAAGAAGAGGAAGAGGAGGAUGCUGCUACCCAGGGAGAGGUAGAAGAAGAGGAAGUGAUGUCUGAGGAGGCUGUACAGGAGGCGGGAGAAGAAAGUGUGGAGGAGGAAUCCACAGAGGAGGAGGUAGAUGAAGGUGAAGAAGAAGAGGAGAAAAAUGAAGAAGCCGAGGAAGGGGAGAUAAUUGAAGCUCAAGAGGAGGCUGCAGAAGACGAAGCUGAAGCUGAAGAUGAGCAGGAGGAAACUGAGGAAGCAACCGAGGAGGGAAAUGUAGAAACUUUGGCUAUGGAGGAGGAAGAGGCUGCAGCUGAGGAAGAGGCUGCUGCUGAGGAAGAGGCUGCAGCUGGGGAAGAGGCUGCAGCUGAGGAAAAGGCUGCAGCUGAGGAAGAGGCUGCAGCUGAGGAAGAGGAUGCUGCUGAGGAAGAGGCUGCAGCUGAGGAAGAGGCCGCCGCUGAGGAGGAGGCUGCUGAACCAGAAGAAUCAGAACCAGAAGUGAUAGCAGAACAAGAAACCGAAGUGGAUUCAGAGCCAGAGGCGAUUCCAGAUCCUGAACCCGAACCAGUAAAUGAGGUGGUUGAAGAGCCUGAACCAGAGCCUGAAGUGGCCACAGAACCAGAGCCUGAACCAGAGCCUGAAGUGGCCACAGAACCAGAGCCUGAACCAGAGCCUGAAGUGGCCGCAGAACCAGAGCCUGAACCAGAACCAGAAAUUACAGAAGAGCCUGAACCUGAGGUGAUUCCAGAUCCUGAACCGGAACCAGAGGAGAUCGUAGAGCCAGAGGUUGAAGUAGUUGCAGAGCCUGAACCCGAACCAGAACCAGAGGUGGCCCCUGAAGUGGAAUCAGAGCCAGAACCAGUUGAAACCCCAGCAGAGGAGGCUCCUGCGGUGAUAGAGGUUGAGGAAGUGACCGUGGAGGAGGUAUCAGUGGAGGAUUCUACAAAGACUAAAACCAAAGGGCCCAAGGCAGCUGGAGCAGCAGGCCCAGCUACGAGGGACCGCUCCCACAUCGAGAACACGCUGCGAUAUGCUGCUGAACCCUCCGCAGAGUUCUCAGCUGCUAUGAAGAAGCUGCUGAGCAUCUACCACACGGCCAUCAAACCGAUGGAGCAGGCCUUUAAGUACAAUGAGCUCAGGCAGCAUGAAGUCACAGACGGUGAAGUCACGUCCAAACCCAUGGUUCUGUUCCUGGGACCCUGGAGUGUGGGCAAAUCCUCAAUGAUCAACUACCUGCUGGGACUGCACGGCACCUCACAGCAGCUCUACACAGGCGCUGAGCCCACCACCUCAGAGUACACGGUCAUCAUGCACGGUGAGAAGUUUCGGAGCGUAGAGGGCAUUGUCAUGGCAGCAGACAGCUCACGCUCCUUCUCUCCUCUGGAGAAGUUUGGUCAAGGUUUCCUGGAGCGUCUGGUGGGCGUAGAGAUGCCCCACAAGCUGCUGGAGAGGGUCACGCUCGUGGACACACCGGGCAUCAUCGAGAAUCGCAAACAGCAGGAGAGAGGUUAUCCGUACAACGAGGUGUGCCAGUGGUUCAUCGAUCGAGCUGAUCUGAUCUUCCUCGUCUUUGACCCCACCAAGCUAGACGUGGGCGGGGAACUGGAGAUGCUCUUCAAGCAGAUGAAAGGCCGCGAGUCCCAGAUCCGUCUCAUCCUCAACAAGGCCGACAGUCUGAGCACGCAGGACCUGAUGAGGGUCUACGGAGCUCUGUUCUGGAGCAUGGCCCCGCUCAUCAACGUCACUGAGCCUCCCCGGGUGUACGUAAGCUCCUUCUGGCCUCUGGACUAUUCUGCAGACACGAGCAGGCAGCUGUUCAUAAAGGAGGAGACGUCUCUGCUGGAGGAUCUCAACCAGGUGAUUGAGAAUCAAAUAGAGAACAAGAUCGCCUUCAUUCGCCAGCACGGUAUCCGUGUGCGCAUCCAUGCUCUGCUGGUGGACCGCUACCUCCAGACCUACAACGAUAAGCUGGGCUGGUUCAGCGACCCCUACGAGGUCUUCCAAGACAUCGUCAACGACCCAGACAAGUACUACAUCUUCAAAUCUAUUCUGGCUAAAACCAACGUCAGCAAGUUCGACCUCCCGGAUAAGGAGGCGUACCAGGACUUCUUCGGUGUGAACCCGAUGUCCGGCUUCAAACAGCUGUCGUAUCACUGCAGCUGGAGCUCCGGCUGUCUCCUGGAGAAGAUCGAGAGAGCCAUCUCACACGAGCUCCCCGCUCUGCUCAGCAGCGUCAGCAGGGCCGCUGACACGCCUGCACCCACAAAGGCUGCACCCGCUCCUCCGCCCCCACUCCCUGGCACCUGUGAAGGUCCGGGGUGUGAGGAGAAACCAAAGAAUCGCUGGAGGAAGCAGUGAGAUGGAGGAGAGAGGGGAGCAGGAGAGGGAACAGAGGAGGCAGAUGGCAGCAUCAGCAGCAGCCAGAGGGUUCGCUGAAAUAAUGAACACUGCUGUGAUUGUUGUGGAGACUGAGAAGGAGGAGAAGAGGUGUGAGAUGCACUGAGCAGACCUGGAUCAGGAGGUGUCUCAGAGCUCGGAGCAACAAGCAGAUGACUUUAACGUGGGGACAGUCUGACAGCAAAGUAUACUAAAUUAAUUCCCAAACAUCUCUCUGUGGUAAACUUUGUCCUUUACGACCUCUCUGAGAACAUCGUGACGAGAGUUUGGUACUAAAACAGGCGGAGUAACCUUCCCACUUGAAGAAUCGCUGUCUGCAAAUUUAGAUCAGAAUCCAUCUGUUGAAGAUCUUUAAAUCAUGAAGUAACAGAGACAGUCAGACAUGUCAUAUCCUUAUAACCAUUCAUGUUAAUAACUUCUUCCUUUUUCAAGUUUGUAUGAUAUUUAUUCUAGUUUUUUUUGCUGGCAGUGAUGUAGCCGCCACACUUUUGUCUUCUGUGUUGUUUGCAAAGUCUGAAUAUUCAGACACACUGCCGUGCUGUGUUUUUACCUUUAAACCCUGUCGUUGUUAUUGUUGGCGCUCCUCUGGUCUUUAGUGUUAGCAGUGAUUCAGAUUUCAGUCCCUGUGUUGUAUCAUAUCCUGUACUUCCAUGUCUCUGUGUUUCUCGAUUUAGAAGCUGGAUCAGAACAUGUGCAGCCUCUGGUUGAAGACAAUCACAGAGUUCAAGCUCUUCUUCAUGUGAGCUUGUAUUUGAUGCCUCAGCAGCGUCUCAGCCUUCUGAACUGUUGCUCGUUUUACCUCGACACGGCUGCACACCACACGGGCAUUUCAACAAACUCAAUCUUUUACUUGUUCCUGUGUGUCUGUUUGUAAUUGUCUUUUUUCUGUGAGUGAUUUCUUUUGAGU